AUGGCUCGAUGCCGCCGUUCGGCGCGCAUUGCCUCGGCUUCUAAGAGAAGCAGAGACUCUCCUGCGCCACAACUGACCUCUGUUGCCGAAUUCAAUGAGCCAGAUGAGCUCGGCAAUGAGACCCCUACUCGCGUCACCCGCACCGGUGGCGACGGCCACAGCAAGAAGAAAAGGCGCUCUAGCAGUAGAACCAUGUCUUCACCCAUGCCUAACCCGGCCACGCCCUCGACCUCGAUGCCGCUGAAGCUCGCCAUGUCCGAGAUGCACCCCAGCAAAGUCCAUCCCACCAUGGCUCCUCCUUCAUCUGGUUUGAGAAAUGGCUUCACCGACAUCGACUACAGCCAGACUCCCACGCAAACCAUGAUCCAGAACACCCCUUCAAAGACGCCAGCAGCCCCAACAUCCGACUUCACAUUCCGAUCUGUUCGGCCUGGUGCUGACCAGGAGCUUGGUCCGGAAGCCCGAGAAAUGAUAGCCUCUCUCCAACCAGAGACUGCCACGAUCAAGGCUCAACUUGUUGCUGAACGUGCUCGCGAGCGGGCCGAACAGCGAGAAGCUGAGGGUCGCAGGAUCGCAACCGCCAGGGGAAAAUCCGGCCGGUUUAGUGCUGCUCACAUGGCUGAAUUCAAGAAGAUGGACUCUAUCGAAGGACAUGCCUCAUCAUUCCGUGCUGCUCCAGGCCGGUUUACACCCGUCAAGGGAUGCGCUUCUGCCACCAAGCCAACAACUCCCCUUAAACAGGGUAUCAAACGCAGCCAAUCCAAAGCUAAUCUGGACGAGCCUGAUUCGGCCCGCCCCAAGAGCACACCGCGUCCUCUACCCAGAUACGUAGAGAAGGAUCGUACUGCAUCUCAGCACCCUUCAAAACGUAUUCGGCAACGCAUCGAGGAUGAUGCCUCUACCCUGCGUCCCGUAUCUAGAGAUGGAACCUCGAUCCCGCGGCCCAAGAGCAGCGGCAACGAUUCUCUGCGUAGUGGCAUUCCCCGUUCACAGACGCUUGGCAGCCUAAUGACUCCAACAAAGUCAUCAUUGGCCCGUCUCACCUCGUUAAAGACACCUACCGUCAGUCUUAUCAGAUCACCCAGUCAGCCAGACUUGGAGAAGGUCAAUAGCUUUUCCGCGAAAGUCGGUACUUCCUUAAUCAGGUCCCCUAGCAAGAUUGACCUGGCAUCACUGGCCCGAUCACCUAGUAAGAAGGGUUUUGGAGGUUUGAAGAUGUUCAGUACGGCAAAUGAUACAGGCGCCGAAAACAGCAAGAUUCCUGCACAGGUCGAGACCCCUGGCCGGUUCGGCAAACUCAGAUCUAUUUUGAAACGCCAACCAAGUGGAGCGAAAACCAAGUCAGCCAUUCCUGCACCCUCUACUUCCAUCAAGACGCCCACCAGACCCAAUGUAACGGAUAAGAUAUUCCCUUCUGUCCCUCUCACAACCCCGGGGCGAAAGCAUGGUCGCCAUGUCGACUUCACACCGGAUACAAAGCAAGCUGCGCUCGCCCAGGAAUCUCCAUCACCUAUCAAGCCCAGUCUCCCACUAUCCACGACGCUCUUGAAGAUCGCGCCCCCCAGAUUCGUUGCUGGCGGCAAAGGAGCUGUCAACAAACAACCUCAAUCUACCGCGGGCGAGGUCAAGUACCCUGAUCUCUCAGCUUACGGAGCUGAUGACGAGGACAACAGACCCCAACCUCCUCUCCAGGAAUCUUCUGUUCCAGGCACCUUUACUUUCCGAAGUGAUCACACCAUUUGCCUUGAUAAUACCCCGUCGUCGAAGGGAUUCGGUUCAGCGGCUGGUCAGGCGAGCCUUCGUCAGGUUCGGAAAUCGACGGCUCCUUCGAUCCCUAUGCCCGGCGCUUUUCCUUCCACCUCGCCAAAUAAGGAGAAUAGUGAUCCCCUUAUUAUGAGACGUAGGAGUAUUCCUCAUGGAAUGAGCAAUAAGAAGCGCCAUAGAGCCGAUUCAGACGAUGAGGAUGAGGCAGACGAAGGAGACAAGAGAGGACGCAAGAAACUGCGGAAGAAUACGCCUGAAGGGCAUGCUCUGGUGGCUCCGAAUUUGGGAGCUCAGAAAAUGGUUGCCAAAGAAUCACCUGUGAAGAAGGCUGUGGCCGGUAACGCGACGCCGAGUCCGCAGAAGAAGAAGAAAACGGGAGGGUUGAGUCUGAGUCGGUUGAAUAUGCUUGCGCAACCUAAGAUUCGGAGAUAG
Molecule: messenger RNA, 2196 nt
Organism: Xylaria bambusicola
Lineage: Eukaryota; Fungi; Ascomycota; Sordariomycetes; Xylariales; Xylariaceae
Exons: 2
Coding region: 1-2196 (731 amino acids)
Source: RefSeq, a predicted model, not a curated record